AUGUUUGAGAAUACACAUAAUGAUAGUAAUACGAUACUAAAUAACCAGCCGUUGGUGCAGGAUCCGUUUGUUAUUCAAACGAUAGACGAUGCCACCGAAGUAGCCACACCUUUGGCUGUGCCCAUAACUGGGGACUUUAUCAGUCGGACAAUGACCAAUUCAAUAGACUCGUUUCGAAUCGAUGAUCAAGACUGGCAACAGGGCCAAGAUACAAAGUUGCAAGCUCUUAGACACAAACUAGUAUCUUUUUACAAUCGCAUCAUUUUGCCCAAUAUAGGAAUUUCGCUACUACUAUUUUCGCAGUUUCUAAACAGCAUAAUGGUUACAACAUGUAAAUUAUUGGUAACAGAUAAAAAUUUCAAUGAGCCUAUACAUCCGUUGCAGAUAUUGUUUGUUCGAAUGUUUAUUACAUAUUUGUGUUGUUUGAUAUAUAUGUUUGUCACAAGGGCUAUUGAACAAGCGCCUUUUGGACCACCAAAAUUGCGCAAAUUGCUAAUCAUGAGAGGUUUUGUGGGGUUUUUUGGAGUAUUUGGAAUGUACUUUUCCCUACAGUACUUGAGCUUAUCUGAUGCAGUUGCAAUCACUUUCCUUGUGCCGAUGUUUACUGCGUUUUUGGCGUUUAUCUUGUUGAAAGAAAAGUAUUCAAUUUUAGAAGGCGUGUGCUCCCUAUUUUCACUAGGAGGAGUAUUACUCAUUGCGAAGCCCUCAUUCUUAUUUGGAGAGGAAACUAGCAAAGAGACCAAUGGUAACGAGGAGAUUGAAAGUAGCUCUUCCGAAAAAAGGAUCUUGGCGACAAUCGUUGGGUUAAUUGGUGUAUGUGGAGCAUCAUGUGUCUACAUUGUUUUGAGAAAAAUUGGAAUGCAUGCUCACCCAUUGCUUUCGGUGAGUUAUUUUGCGUUAACUUGCUGUAUUGUGACAUUCACUUGUAUAUUGGUCUUACCUUCAUUAUCGUUUGUGCUACCUUCAAACGGUUAUCAAUGGUUUCUAUUUUUGGUAAUUGGGUUUUCGGGUUUUUUUAUGCAGUUUUGCUUAACGGCUGGUGUGCAAAGAGUAAAGGCAUCUAGAGCUUCUUUGAUGGCGUAUUCGGGGAUGGUGUUUGCAAUUAUUUGGGAUUUAACAAUCUGGAACCAUUUGCCUGGUUUUUUAUCUUUUUUGGGCAUAAUAUUGAUAGUAGGCAAUGCAGUAAUCAUUUUAAAGUUUAAACCAGAGCAAAAAGAGAAUUCACCAAGGACAAAUGGUGCAGAUAUUGAAAGUAAUGGUAAAGACUCUGUGGUGGAGGAAAACCCUAUAGCAAUGCAAGAUUUUAUUAUAGCUGAUACCGAAGAAGAGGAUUUAGAAGCUGAUGGGAAAAAACAGAGACCAACUUGA
Lodderomyces oxycetoniae is the source of this 1368-nucleotide messenger RNA. RefSeq lists its product as uncharacterized. The record is from RefSeq and is a predicted model, not a curated record. Bases 1 to 1368 code for a protein of 455 amino acids. The transcript has a single exon. Gene Ontology annotation, cellular component: membrane. NCBI's taxonomy places the organism in Eukaryota, Fungi, Ascomycota, Pichiomycetes, Serinales, Debaryomycetaceae.